AACGGAAGCGGUAUGUUAAAAAAUUUAAUAAUUUUUUCAAUUGACCGAAAAUGAUUUUGUUGAGUUUGUAAAAUUUAAUUUUUCUGUAAUUAUCACACUAUCAUUCCUAAUGAUAAAAAAUCUGGCAACAUCUGAUUAUAUUAUUGGGGUUUUUAAAUUAUCACAACAAUCCCUGUACAUCUUUUUAUAUUGUUUAACAUUCGAGCAAGCUAUCUUUACGCAGCCGUCCAAGUUUUUUAAAACCAAGAAAUCCGAUCGUACUUCAAAAGAGACCGACAAUGACUAGUGCGUCCAAUUUCGAAGCAAAAAUUUCUUUGGAUACACCCCUAGCCGAUUAUGAGCGCCUCAUUGAACAACAUGUGCAAUCGGAAAAUGUAGAAGAUGAUGCAACGUUAGAAAAUAAUUAUAAUAAAAUAGCUACUGCCGCGCGAGCAACUGUGGAUAAACUCCUCUUUGAAUCUGGUUCGGUUACAAAAGAAAAUCAAGAAAAAAUUGCUGAAUUUUUAAGCAAAGUUAAGGAGGAUGCAUGCUUCUAUAACCCAAAUAGUUACAAUGAGUGGAUUGUUGGAGUACGCGACAAGGUGUUGAAAAAUAAUAUGCUUGAUUUUUGGUGUGAUCACAUGGUCAAAAAAGAACUGGGUAUUUGUUGGGCUAGAGACUCUGAUUAUUAUGAUGAUAUGGAAGACCCAGAACCAAGAGCAUUUUACAAUCAUGCAGGCUGUGUGGCACCUUUUGACCAAGUAGAUAACUCUAGUUUGUCGAAUUUUUUAAAUAUCUCAACGCCUACUAUACUUCAAGCUCCUAUUGCCUCCAACAAAGCAUUAAAUUUUGAUGCUGUGAUUUCAUUGGAAACCCCUCUGGCAGAUUAUAAGCGUCUAAUAGCAGAAAAUGUUGAGUCAGAAAAUAUGACUGAUGAUGACGUCAUAAACAACAAUUACCAGAAAAUUGCGAGUGUUGCGCGCAACACUGUGUGGAAGCUUCUUUUUGAAUCUGAUUCCAUUACAAAAGAAGAUCAAACAAAGAUUGCCGAGUUCUUAAAAAAGAUAAAGGACGAUGCGUGUUUUCAUGACGCAUCCACUUAUAAUGAGUGGAUAAUUGGGGUUCGUGACGAACUGUUGAAACGCAAUAUGAUCGAUUUCUGGCGAGAACACAUGGUUGAAAAGGAACUGGGUCCUUGUUGGGCCCGAGAUUCUGAUUACUUCGAUGAUAUGGAAGAUCCAACGCCAAGAGAAUUCUACAAUUAUGCUGGUUGUGUGGCACCAUUUGCAAAAGUAAACGGAAAAUGACAUCAUUCAACAACAUUAGCUCUUAGAUAAAAGUGCAUAGGUAAAAGUGCAGCAGCUUUGUCUCGAAAUAAUAUUGAUAUACUUAUCCUCUUCUAUUACACUUGUUACGACAAUUAAUCGCAAUUUAAAUAUAGAUAUAUGUAUAUAUUUAAAGUGA
This is a messenger RNA of Zeugodacus cucurbitae (melon fly), 1443 nucleotides long. RefSeq lists its product as hypothetical. The transcript has 4 exons. The coding region runs from base 279 to 1286 and encodes 335 amino acids. The record is from RefSeq and is a predicted model, not a curated record. NCBI's taxonomy places the organism in Eukaryota, Metazoa, Arthropoda, Insecta, Diptera, Tephritidae.